AUGAUUUUGCAACAAAAUCAAAGUGAAGCAACCAUCAUAACAAUGACUUAUGAAGAAUAUAUUGCUCCUCAAGGAACACUGGUGAAACCUUACUACUGGCUGUAUUCCACUGAAAGAUGCCCAAAAUGUCCCUAUCACAUCAAAACUGGAGAAGAAGCACGAGUUUCCUACAUUGAAUUUUAUGAAACAUUUGGAUUUCCGUAUGCUCAACCACAGUCUGACAGGCAUCUGAUCUUCUAUGAACUGAAAUUAUCAUCUGGUACUAUAGUGCAAAAAGGACAAGUAACUAACUGCACUUUAUAUCAACUUCAUCCAGAAUCUAUCUUCUUUGACAUGGAUGGCUACCUGGAUGCACUGUUGUACUCAUAUGAAGACAUUGCUUACAUUACCAUUUAUUCCAACUACACCCCUUGUAAUGAAAGAGCUCACUGCUGCAUAACCAAAAUAAAUGAUUUCUUGUUUGAUUUUCCCAGCACAAGGUUGGACAUAUAUUUCUCUGCACUCUACCAUACGGAUGAUCACUUUUCCGAAUCUGGGUGGAAUAGAGAAGCUCUCCAUAACUUGGCUUCACUUUGGCCAAGAGUGACCCUCAAUCCCAUCAGCAGUGAAACAUGGCUGACAAUUCUUCACAGGUUUGUGAAUGGUGUGCCACGGCUAACUCUUUACAACACAAUUUUGCCUGAAAGAGCUUUUGCAGACCUCAGCAAUGCCCAUCAGAUAGCUGCCAUUACUGGUGUUCAUCCUUCUUACAUAGAUGUAGUACCCCAAGCAAAGCAAUAUCAAAUGCAACAUCUUAAGCCACCAGAGAUGGACGUGUAUCCUAGUUCACAAGUACCAUCUCCAGCUGUGAAUCAAAUGACAUUAAUGGCUCCAUACCAAUUAUUUCAGCCAUACAUGAAUCUUACCAACAAGCUACCAUCACCUUUGUAUGUACAGACACAUCAACAACAGGACACUAAACCAAAGAAUGUUGUGAGACAUCUCAACAUGCCUAACAUAUGCAAAGGGGAAACAUCAACAAGAUCAACACCACGUGACAUUCAAGUAACCGAAACAGUUAAAAUUUUGGAAUCUCCAAUGGGUAAAAGAACGAAAUCAAAGCAACAGAGGAAGACAGGGAAGAGAAAAAAACCUACAAGAAGGAAUUAG
Messenger RNA from Hemiscyllium ocellatum (epaulette shark), 1149 nucleotides. RefSeq names its product putative C->U-editing enzyme APOBEC-4. Bases 1 to 1149 code for a protein of 382 amino acids. NCBI's taxonomy places the organism in Eukaryota, Metazoa, Chordata, Chondrichthyes, Orectolobiformes, Hemiscylliidae. The record is from RefSeq and is a predicted model, not a curated record. The transcript has a single exon.